Messenger RNA from Sphaeroforma arctica JP610, 2850 nucleotides. RefSeq lists its product as hypothetical. The record is from RefSeq and is a predicted model, not a curated record. The transcript has a single exon. Bases 1 to 2850 code for a protein of 949 amino acids. NCBI's taxonomy places the organism in Eukaryota, Ichthyosporea, Ichthyophonida.
AUGGAAGCUGAAGUCGACGGUGUCGCUCGAAUCGAUCAAAACCGAGAGUCCCCAUCACCACACCCCCGGAGACCUAGUAGGUACAGUAAAUUCAUGGAUACCGUUUCCAGCUAUGAUACGGUUGGUAAACUGUCUAGCUAUGAUACUGCAGAUACGCUAUCCCGUGCGGACACCAUUGGGUCUCAUGUGGCCAAGCGGCAGAAGUGUGAUACUCCCAUUGGUGUAGAAACAACUGAACGCAGGUCUGAAUACACGAACUAUGUUUCGCAAUUCUCUGGAUCCACUAUCGGUACUCAGGUAGGAGACGAGCAGAACACGUCGAGUAUGCGAAGGUACCGAACAUCUGACAAGCCGGAAAGACGGUCGGUCAUCAGUUACCUGUCGUACAAUCGCAGCUCUACCAUUGACGCCAGUGGGAGUGACCAGGGAGAGACGAGCUCAGACAGUGACAGUGACUGCACGAUAUUGCCUGCCAUACCACACCGACCCACAGAAAGGACUCACCCACACAGUAUAGAACACCUGGUAUCCGACGGCCCCAGACCAUUCCAGCUGAACGCACUACCCAACACUUCCAACCAACGGCCGCAUAGAAGCUCAAUCGCUAGCUGUGCCACUUUAGAGACGCCGGAGGAGUGUCUCGAGUCACCAUCACCUGACUUCAGUAUGGCUCAUCUGCUGUACGACCAUCGCUAUGAGCAACCGAGCAGUUCGGUACAAAAAUCGGUAGUUAGCGACCCCACGACAUCUGGCAUGACCCGUACGCACUCGGUGGCUUACCCUUCUGCCUCUGACAACCCGUUGGCCCAUGGAUACGCCCCGCCUACACUUUCCAGCACGCACAAUCCCAUAGCAGUGAUGCACCCCUUUGAGACCGUUGACACCAAGUCUUCAGUUGACACCAUGUCUUCAGUUGACACCAUGUCUCCCGUUGACACCAUGUCUCCCGUUGACACCACGUCUUCAGUUGACACCAUAUCUCCCGUUGACACCAUGUCUUCAGUUGACACCAUGUCUUCAGUUGACAUCAUAUCUCCCGUUGACACCAUGUCUCCCGUUGACACCAUGUCUUCAGUUGACACCAUAUCUCCCGUUGACACCAUGUCUUCAUUUGACACCAUGUCUCCCGUUGACACCAAGUCUCCCGUUGACACCAUGUCUUCAGUUGACACCAUGUCUUCAGUUGACACCAUGUCUCCCGUUGACACCAUGUCUCCCGUUGACACCAUGUCUUCAGUUGGCACCAUAUCUCCUGUUGGCACAAGAAAGAGUGCGGUGUCGUACGCCUCAGCGUCUAACCGCUCGUCCAUCCCGAGAACUGAGUCGCCAGCAUUGCCGCCAACAUUACUACAGCGUGCCAGCGAAAUCCCGUUUGGGGCCCACCAGGCUGAGUAUGCCUCGCCUGAUAUGAGGACAUAUAGACGACAAGAGCCAACACGUCUACCGACACGCUCAUACAACACCCAUAGUACACCACGGGCAAACGAGACCUUCUCCUACCCCUCAGUCAGACACAACCCGUUCAAAUCGACGAAAGCCCUACCACCACCAUUACCUGGCCUUCACGGUAAAACAGGUCUGAACGGGUUCUCCUGUCCCACCUCUGAACGCAUAAGGCCAUCGGGGCCAGGGCUAUCAGCAGCACCGCCGCACAGUUUGCCACAGGCCUCACACAGUCGUCCGGUGGAAUCUCGAGAGGAGAUUGUGACUAUCGUGAUGACUAAGGAAGGGCUUAGAGUGAGAGUCCCGUUUAAUAUCAUGACUGGCAGAGCAGCGUCUGUUUCUGGUCUCAUACCGUUUGUUCCUGGAACGCAGGUAUGUGUCAGAAAUGUUAGACGACAUCCCCCCUCGUCUCCAAGGCCAGGGGUGUCAUCCGGUAUACCAUUCACGCCUAUGUAUUUGUCCGAGGCCGAGCUUUUGUCUCAACAGAAGGCUGAGGCCGAGACGUCCCUGGCGAACCCAGUGUCUAGUGCCCGAUACAACUCGAGAUCUAGGCCAUCACCAACACGACCACCUUUAAUAGAGGGUGCGGGGGGAGGUCUACCAGCGUCGCUAGAAGCAAGGUUUAAGAACAUCUUGUACGGUCCAACGUCUGUGCCACCCCUCGCUCGGAGUGCAGCCACACGCCCAUCGACAACAGCCCAAAUGUCGCAGCGGUUCGAUGCGGGCUCGUUCGCAACUCGCAAUGUGGGGAUGAAGUCCGUGCUAUCCUUCUCCGCUUCAGCCUUUCCCACAGCUUUGAGGGCCGCUCACUCACUGCGACAGGUACCGUCGGGACGCUUCUCACUUGACAGUUCGCCCGCACCCAGUGAGAAAGUAGACGGCAGCCCCGACUCUCCUGUCGAAGAAGCUAAAGAGGUCAUAGAUGUCGAUGCAUUGUCCGACUGUCCGCAAAGCCCGUGUGUGGAUCCCCAGGCAACGGAGCCACCCUUGUCCCGUCAGUCACCUGAAGACGUACAGGUCUCUCAAGAUAACACUAACACAGACGUGCCGCUCGCAGGAGAGCAAGCCGCACUACACUCCCCACCAUUGCAUCCGUUGCCUUCAACUCCAGACUUGCGUUCGCCUUUCACGCUACCGCCUUUGACACAUCAGCCGCCAACCAUCCCGCGCCAGUCCUCCGCUGCGACAGACAUCGCGGCCACGGACGUAUCUCCAACACAAACCGGAGCACACUCAGUCUCAGGUGCAUCUGUACUCAAACCUUCGUCUCAGACAAGCAGACGGUCCUCCACUUCACUGCCGCCACUAAAACACCAGUCCCCUACCGUCUCUCGCGCCCAUAUGCCUCAAGAUCUGAACGGAGCCAAGACCAGCUCUUGUUCUCCAAGCAAUGCAAACGCAGAGUAG